AUGGCGCGGCGGGACGGCGGCGGCGGCGGGACGGUGCCCCGCGCGCUGAUCUGGCUGGCGCUGUGGGGGCUGUGGCGCGGUGGCGGCGAGGCUGCCGCCCUGCCCGGCCGGGGGGCAGCCCUGCCCUUCGCCGCGGGCCCGCCGGCGGCCUGCAGCCCGCGCUGCCAGCACGGCGGGCUCUGCCUCGGCAACGGCACCUGCCUCUGCUCCAAGGGCUACGAGGGCGAGCUCUGCCAGCACGCAACAUGUUAUCCAAAAUGCAAAAAUGGUGGGGCGUGCCUCAGACCAGGAAAAUGCAGGUGUCCACCUGGCUAUGGGGGUAGAUACUGUCAUAAAGUAAGCUGUGAAGGAGGCUGUCAAAAUGGUGGGGAAUGCAUCUCUGUCAAUGGAGUUGUGAAGUGCCUUUGUGCUUCUGGCUGGACAGGAUCAAGAUGCCAAGAAGCAAUUUGUCCUCAAGGUUGUCGGAAUAAUGGAGCUUGUGUGGCUCCUGGGAUUUGUAGCUGUCCAGCUGGAUGGGUCGGUGGAGCAUGUCACUUAGCUGUAUGUAAACUACCUUGUCAACAUGGAGGAAAAUGUAUAGCUCCAAAUGUGUGCAGAUGUCGACUGCCAUACUCUGGUCUACAGUGUACAAAGAAAAGGAAGGAAUAA
Gavia stellata (red-throated loon) is the source of this 648-nucleotide messenger RNA. RefSeq names its product von Willebrand factor D and EGF domain-containing protein. The record is from RefSeq and is a predicted model, not a curated record. Gene Ontology annotation, biological process: anatomical structure development. Gene Ontology annotation, cellular component: extracellular region; cell surface. Gene Ontology annotation, molecular function: signaling receptor binding. The transcript is spliced from 5 exons. The coding region runs from base 1 to 648 and encodes 215 amino acids. Lineage: Eukaryota; Metazoa; Chordata; Aves; Gaviiformes; Gaviidae.